This is a messenger RNA of Acanthisitta chloris (rifleman), 2628 nucleotides long. RefSeq names its product absent in melanoma 1-like (gene CRYBG2). The record is from RefSeq and is a predicted model, not a curated record. The annotation marks the transcript as partial. Lineage: Eukaryota; Metazoa; Chordata; Aves; Passeriformes; Acanthisittidae. The transcript is spliced from 19 exons.
GUCAGGCGGCCGGAGGAGAGACCUGAGGAGGAGGAGGAGGAGAUUGAGAACCCCUACCUGAGCCCUGAGGAGCGGGCACGAGCCGGGACCCUGCGUGGGGUGCCCGGGGACGGCGUGGCUGGCAAUGGUUGGGCAGAGCAGGGCUCACUCCUGGGGACCCUGAGGCAGGUGGGCGCAGAUGAAAAAGCCAAACUGGUGUCUGGGGGCUCAGCUGAGCAGAGUGUGCCCUUCCGAGGGAAUGUCCUCAAGGGCAUGGCACUGCUCUCCCACUUCAUGGAGCACCGAGCAGCUGGGGCCGAUGAGGGCAAGCCCUAUUCACGCCUGGACAACAGUGUGCUCUACAGUCGCUUCGUGUCCCCUGGCACUGCCCUGCUCGAGCUGCCCAACGGUGACAGGGGCACAGGCUCACCCACCCCCAGGGACCACAAUGGGCUGGGACCUGGUGGCCACCCCAGCCCUGAGAUGGCCAUGCGGGAAGCUCUGAGUGCUGGAUCUGUCACUGAAGAGCCAGAGAGCUUCGUGGCCCUGUGCCCCGACGAUGUCCUGGUGAGUGAAUCCCACAACUCCAGACGAGAGGCUGCAGCUUCCUUGGGCUGCAGGGAGAUGUCUGGUGCAGCCAAUGUCCCUCCACGCUCUUCACACCCCCAUCCUCUCCGCUCUUCACAGCAGCAGGACAAGGAGGGCUUUGAGAAGAUCAACACGAGACCUGGCAAGAUCAUCCUCUACUCCGACGCCGGCUUCGCAGGCCAGAAACGGGAGAUCUGGGGUGAUAUCCCUGAUGCCACAUCCUGGGAGCUCUCACACACCAUCUCCAUUCGGGUCAUCCGAGGAGGGUGGGUGAUGUAUGAGAAGCCAAGGUUUCACGGGCGCAAGUGUGUGCUGGCCGAGGGGGACGUGGAGAUCAACAAUCCCUGGAUGGUCAUCGGCUCCUUCAAGAGGGUGGUGAGGGAUUAUCGCAUCCCCGAGAUCAGCCUGUUCACCGAGGAGAACGGCGAAGGAACACGGCUGAAGUUCACCAACUCGGCCGAGGACACCCGCACACAGGGACAGGCACUUUCUGCUGCCUCCAUCAUCGUCCACUCAGGCCUGUGGCUGGUUUACUCCAAGCCUUUCUUUGAUGAUGAUCCCUAUGUUCUGGAGCCAGGCGGGUACCCCAGUUUAAAGGCUUGGGGAGCAAAGGACCCAUCCAUCUGCUCCAUGCACCCCAUCAGGCUGGGCUGCCCCAUUGUGGAGAGACCUGGUGAGCCACAGGUGCUGAUCUACGAGGCCACAGGGUUCCAGGGCCACAGCUUCAGCAUCAGCAGAGACAUCUACGACCUGAAGCGCCUGCCCGAGCCAGCACUGGCCACCGUGGGCUCCCUGCGUGUCCUGGGUGGCUGCUGGGUUGGUUACGAGAAGGAAGGUUUCCGUGGCCACCAGUACCUGCUGGAGGAAGGAGAGUACCAGGACUGGAGGCAGUGGGGCGGCUACAGCAAGGAGCUGGUGUCCCUACGGCUGAUACGGACGGUGAGGGCAGGGAUGGUGGCAUUGCUUGGGAAUGGACCCAGUGUGGGCAGAGAGAGGUGGGUGGCCUAUGAGGGUACCAACUACUCGGGUGAGCAGUACAUCCUGGAGAAGGGGGUGUACCGCAGCUGUGAGGAUUGGGGUGCCACAGAUUGCCACAUCGCCUCGGUGCAGCCCAUCCUGCAGAUCAGGGAACACAACCUCCAUUUCGUCUCCAAGAUCCUGCUCUUCUCAGAGCCUGACUUCUUGGGGGAUCAUGUUGCCUUCGAGGAGGACCAGGAGGCCCUGCCUGAUACCUUUGUCCCACGCUCCUGCAGAGUCCGUGGGGGCAGCUGGAUCCUGUUCGAUGGUCAGGACUUCACGGGGGACCAGCAUGUGCUGUCUGAGGGGGAGUACCCCACUCUCAGUGCCAUGGGCUGUCUCUGCUCCACUGCCAUCUGCUCCUUGAAGAAGGUCCCACUGUUUUUCUCGGAGCCCUCCAUCUUCCUGCAUGGGCUGGAGUGUUUUGAGGGGAAGGAAAUCGAGCUGAACUCGGAAGUGCGGAGUCUGCAGGCAGAGGGUUUCAACAACCACGUGCUGUCGGUGCGGGUCAAAGGAGGGAUCUGGGUGCUGUGUGAGCACGGUGAUUUCCGAGGGCGGCAGUGGCUGCUGGACUGCAUUGAGAUCACCAACUGGCUGACCUACAGUGGGCUCCAGCAUGUGGGGUCCCUCUACCCCAUCCGCCAGAGACGGAUCUAUUUCCGCAUCAGGAGCAAAGAGCUGGAGCUCUACCUCUCGGUCCCUGACGAUGUGGAGGACAUGAAGGCAGGGAGGGUGGUGGUCUCCAGCCUGAGUGAGCAGAGCAGCUCUGUCUGGUACUACGAGGAUGGGCUGAUCAAAAACCAGGUGGCCCCCACCAUGAGCCUGCAGGUCAUCGGGCCAGCUGGGAAGGGUGCAAAGGCUGUGCUGUGGUCUGAGACCAGGAUGCCACGUCAGACCUGGCGCAUCGAUUCCCAGGGACGGAUCCACUGCCAGAUGUUUGAGGACAUGAUCCUUGAUAUAAAAGGUGGACGAACCUAUGACCGGGACCAUGCCAUCGUCUGGGACAUGGCUGAGCAGAGACCCACACAGAUCUGGGACAUACAG